Messenger RNA from Helobdella robusta, 489 nucleotides. RefSeq lists its product as hypothetical. The transcript is spliced from 3 exons. NCBI's taxonomy places the organism in Eukaryota, Metazoa, Annelida, Clitellata, Rhynchobdellida, Glossiphoniidae. The coding region runs from base 1 to 489 and encodes 162 amino acids. The record is from RefSeq and is a predicted model, not a curated record.
AUGAAACAAAUUAGAAAGUUAAGAGCACGCGAUGGAAAUAAUAGGACGAGCGUGAAGAAUGCCAGCCGGCCGGCCGGCCGGCCAGACAGCACAUCCAUCCAGUGUGGAGAGGUGAGCAUUGGAGUCAACGAGGCGAAGAGGCAUUGCAAAAGUUCCAUGAUGAAAGGUCUCGAUAAAAUUGUUAUCCAGCCUUUCAAACUGUCUCUCAUAGUAACAGCGUGCCCCGUGAUCGUCACGAAGCAGCGUUUUCUACAGGAAUCACACACACUCACAUCCACACAACAGGAACACACAAACGCGCGCAUACAGAGAGAUAUAAAAUUUAUCCAGACCGAGAAAGCAUUCGAAUUGGCAAAUUACUUUCGUAACAUUACGCCACGUCCAAGCAAGCAAUCAGGGAAUAAGGCCGCCAAUUCAAACAGGAGGGCACACAAUACAAUUCCAUACAAUGCAAUCCCAGCCAGGCAAUACAGGCGAACAGAAAUAUAA